Messenger RNA from Prosopis cineraria, 2446 nucleotides. RefSeq lists its product as uncharacterized. Bases 53 to 2323 code for a protein of 756 amino acids. Lineage: Eukaryota; Viridiplantae; Streptophyta; Magnoliopsida; Fabales; Fabaceae. The record is from RefSeq and is a predicted model, not a curated record. The transcript has 7 exons.
CACCGUCACGACACUGUUCUCCAAAAGUUCUGAAUUCACGAUCACGUCGGCUAUGGAUGAUGGUAUUUGGUCUUGUAAGGGCUGGCCAUAUUAUUCACCAUCUUCCUCGAAGAUAUCCGCUUUCGCGCCGCCAUUUUCUGCCGACGGUGUUUCAGUCUCGUCUGCGGACUCAGCCGAAUUUGAAGAGGCUAGCGACUCGAAUUACUCCCCAUAUGGCAAUGAUUCCUUUUCGAAGCUGCUCAGAAAACUGGAUUCAGCGCCUUUCAACAAGCCUUCUAGUAAUGGAUACUCUGGCUUUCAAUUUAUGGACCCUCCGAGCUCUCAAUUGCCUCGUCUUAGCUCUACAGUAUUCUUGUCACGAUUUCCUCCAUUAGAUGGGCCGUCUCUCAAUCACUACAUUACCAAGUCACGCGAGAUAAAGCAUCCGUGUCAGAGUCCUAGCUCGUGCAAUCAGUUUUUUGAUUUCAACAAAGGAUCUGUUAAACGCUCGGAUGAUGGUGGUGCUCUUCGCUGUGGCAGUUUUUCUAAAAGAAAGGAGGCUUCUCCCAUGCCCAUUACUGAAGGCCCAGUUUUCUCUAAUUCAGGCCGGUUCCUGCAUUUAGAUCUUGAACCUAAAUCAUCAAAUAAUGCAAUGCUUUCCAAUUGUAAUAUUCCAAUGUUCAAAGCAAGAUUCCGAAUUCCGAAUCCUCCAGCAGCCAAUUUUUCUCGGGCUUUACAUCCAGAGCUUAUGGACAAAAUUGAUGAGUGUCUUGCUUCUGCUCUUGAGGGGCCUAAAGAUUUCAACGUUGAAAUAGCAAACAAUGUGAACGUGUCUUGUGAAAUUUCAAACAAAAAUCAAGUGGAAAAUGAAGUUGGCAGCCGGGAAAAAGGUUUGGGAGGUCAUGUUACGAAGUUUUCAUUAUCAAACUUUGCGUCUCAAGAAUUCAAUUCAGAUGUAGGGAAUGAUGGACCUUCUUAUGCUGGGAAUCAAUUUAUAGAAGAAAAGAAAUUCAUGUCUCAAAACCUGAAUUCGUUAUGUCGCUGCACGGAUGUUGGUUUUGAUAUGAGUGAAUGUUUGAAAUGCAGUUCAUCUCGGGAGGCAGAAAAUGGCACGCCUUCACCUUCUUUUAUAGUUGGUGAACCUGAGAAAACAUCAGCUCCGGCUCCAAAAAUAGACAUCCAAAUGCUGGUUAAAAUGAUGCAUAACAUGUCGGAGUUGCUUCUUGGUCAUUGUUUGACUGGUGAAUUUCAACUGAAUGGACGAGAUCGCAGUAUACUUGACAUUGUGAUUAGUAAUCUUCGGACUUGCGCUCUAAAGAAUCCUGAACAAAGACGUCUUUUUCCUGAGUUGGACUCUGGUAAUCCUGCUGGAGAAUCAUCUCAGCUUCAACAGAAUGCACCUGUCGAAGAGCCCUGCAUAAGCAAGGUAGGACCAGAGCCCGCUAAUGCUGAGCAAGGAAAAGAACGUGGGUCGAUUUCAGAUUCCUCUCUCAUCAGUGGUGAUAGCACAGAAAUGAAGAGAGCAGAUAAUAACAUGACCAAGGCUAUGAAGACGAUUCUUAGCGAGAAUUUCCAUGACGAAGAUGAACCAGUAUCGCGUUCUCUACUGUACAAAAAUUUAUGGCUUGAGGCUGAAGCUGAAUUAUGUUCCAUCAUUUAUAGAGCUCGCUUUAAUCGAAUGAUUGCAGUGGAGAAAUAUUCAUCUAAGCAUGGAGUCAAGGGAGAGGAGUCAAUAACAGAAGCUGAUUAUAAGUUAAGCCCAGAUCAGAAUUCUGCAAACGAUGUAAACAGUUAUGAUUCUGCCGAGCUUAUAUCUGCCUUGGAUGUUACCAAUUCAACGGAACCAGCAGACUUAAAGUUGACUCCUGGUCCAAACGAGCCCAUUGCAUCACAACAUGAAGUGGACGGUAGUCAAAACGUGGAUAGCUUCAUUCAGGAUUCUACUGCUUUUGGCACAAACAAGGCUAACCGGCCUUUCAUGAAUACUGCCGAUCAGGAGGACCUAUCAAAUUCUGUGGAUUAUCGUGCUCGUGAAGUGGCACCCAUAUUGGCAUUUGAUGGGACAGGGAGUCCAAAGACUCAAAACCAUGAUGGAGCCGGUUUUGCAGGGAAUGGAACCGGUUUUGCAUCGGAGAGUCCAAGUUUGAAGGACGGUGCAAAUCCAGAGACACUUAACGGCCCCGACGCUGAUGUCAAUCAGUCAAUUCUGGAGGAGUUUGAUUUGGAUUUGGAGGAUAAUCAAGAAAUCCAUCCCAGUUGCUAUCACAGGUCUGCCAAUGAGCUUGUUACAGAAUAUUCUCAUGACUCGUCAUCAGAUUGGGAACUUGUUUCGAACGAGGAAUGAAUGACUAGAUAAAUACUCGUGGGUCUAGAUAUUUAACUAUCGUCUAGUGGUCAUACAUAUGACCGAAUUUGCGCUUCUGGUGAAUGUGUUUCUUUGGACAUAAAUAUUAUUUGGAUUUCUUUC